AUGCUGCCUCUCCUUGCCCUGUUUCUCCUGACCGGGCCGUCAGUGUGCACUACAGUGGAAGACAGAGAGGAAGUGGCUUUCGGCGCAGAAGCAGAGCCCUGGGUGACCAUAAACCUGAAGGGAAUCCCCGUCCCCAGCAUUGAACUGCAGCUUCAGGAGCUGAAGAGAAGCAGGACUCGCCAGUUCUAUGGUCUGAUGGGGAAGCGGGUGGAAGGAAUGCACCCAAUCCAGUCAACGGAGAGAAUGGGGUAUCAGCUGGGACGUAUAGUGCAGGACCUCCUUGGCACGAGAGGUUUGUCCAUAGAAGGAACCUGCAGACAGGAGACAAGUCAACAAAGUGCAAGGCCCGGAGCAGUGGCCAGAGAAAGCCUCCAGAGUCAAGAGGAAGAUCAGACUCCCCUAACCACCAGCAACAUAUAGCACUCUUCCUUGGCAGAAGAGGAUGGGGCCAGAGUUCAGAGAGCCUCAAGGGACACCUUCCAAAUGAUACCACGCCCAUCUCUCCCCUGAUCAC
Messenger RNA from Mastomys coucha (southern multimammate mouse), 514 nucleotides. RefSeq names its product tachykinin precursor 4 (gene Tac4). Lineage: Eukaryota; Metazoa; Chordata; Mammalia; Rodentia; Muridae. The transcript is spliced from 5 exons. The record is from RefSeq and is a predicted model, not a curated record. Bases 1 to 420 code for a protein of 139 amino acids.